Molecule: messenger RNA, 586 nt
Organism: Brassica napus (rape)
Lineage: Eukaryota; Viridiplantae; Streptophyta; Magnoliopsida; Brassicales; Brassicaceae
Product: protein GOLVEN 1
Exons: 1
Coding region: 242-487 (81 amino acids)
Source: RefSeq, a predicted model, not a curated record
AAGAGAGAAGGUAAAAGAACAAGAGAGGAACAAGAGCAUGUUGUGAUAGUGAAGGACCUUCCCCCCACCUGCAUUCAAUGCUUGUCUUACCCUCUCUAUUAUCUUUCUUCUGCCUACAAAUACUCUUUCUCUCUUCUCUUCUCUUGCACUUAAACAAAUUUUAAACUAUAUUUGUCUUGCUCUCAUCUCCCUAUAAACAGACACACGCAUAUAGUAUCCGAAGAAUAACAAGAAGGAGGUCAUGUCUUGCUCUGUGAAGCGUAGGCUCUCUUCGAUGGUGUUUUGUUUCAUUCUUCUGCUUUUGUCAUCCAACGUUGGUUGUGCCACUGCUCGGCGUCUAAGGUUUCACAAGCAUCAUCAUAAGGUUGCUUCUUUGGUACAAGACGUCAGGAGGGUGCUAGGUGGAGAGGAGACAGGGGGAGAUGUAGUAGUCAUGGAUUAUCCUCAGCCUCAUCGCAAGCCUCCCAUCCACAACGAGAAGGCUUGAUUAUAUAUCACACAUCAUAUACUGUCAUAUGCAUUCACCAUUUUGGUGGUUGUACUUGUAAUGACUCUUGUGCUAAUAUAAAUAUAUUUCAUGACCAAA